This is a messenger RNA of Pelagomonas calceolata, 1907 nucleotides long. The record is from the annotation of a GenBank genome assembly. Lineage: Eukaryota; Pelagophyceae; Pelagomonadales; Pelagomonadaceae.
AUGGCCUCCAUCUUCCCCCGCUGGAAGCUGGCCCUGGAGCGCUUCGGCUGGCGCGGCUGCUGGGACCAGAUGUUCGCCAUGGGGACCGUGAAAAUUGGCGGCGUCAAAAUUGGGGAAGAUGUGCACGGAAACACUUAUUGGGAGGACCGGAACGAGAAGCACUGCCAGCACCGCUGGGUCCAGUACAAGAACACCUGGGACUUCGACGCGGCCAUGGUGCCGCCGUCGUGGCACGGCUGGCUCUGCCACAUGACCGACGAGCCGGGCCCGAACUCUGCCGCUUUCCUGGAGGACAAACUCAAGUCAGUAGCUCAGCUCGACACGCACGACGACGGGCCCUACACGUCGCACUUGGGACGAUCUCCCUACAAGGAGGAAGAGCAUUGGAUGACCAAUGAGACGCAAUUACGCAAUAGGGGCUACGGUAUCGGUAGCAUGCUGAAGCCCGAUCCGAACGAACCGGACAAGUACUACAAGCAGCCCGGUAGCGAGACGUCCGGUCAGGCCGGUGAGUACGCGAGGAGGAAGGGCUACGAGCCCUGGGAUCCCUCAGAUGCCGGUGGCGCUAAGGCGGACAAGAUGAAGGGGCUGCGUCCGCUGUCGGAACCCUGACUAAGUUCAUGCUUAGAUAGUUACGCGUCGCGUCGAUGGCGUACUUGGGGUUAUUACUCUUUGCGGGCCUUGAGCGCGGCUCGCGCGCGUCGCAGUGCGCGCUCGAUUCCUGUUGUAAGCGGGUGUGUGCCACCGAGCACGCGCCUCGCGGUCGGUUCCAUCUCCUCGAGCGUCGUCACGGCCUCGUUGAGAUCGUCGAGCGUGGCGCCGGCGUCGCUGUAGAGCGCCAUCGCGUAAAUCGACCUCAUCCUGAGCGUGACUUGAUCAUCUCUGAGUACGCGUCGCGCCACGGGUAUCACUGGGCGCAAUAGUGAUUUGGUUUCUUCGAAGCGCUGAUAAUUAAGAAGGGUCAACGCGCAGUUGUUGGCUGCCAAUACCACGCCGACAAAAAAUACAAAGAGGCCGUCGCGGAGGCCGUCGAGGCGUGCGCGGACGACACGAAGGGCCAGAAUUGCUACAUCUGCACCCAGGCCCUCCACUGGAAGACGAAGGAGGGCCUCGUGCGCGGGUGCUCGUGCCGCGGGACGGCGGGCUUCGCGCACGUGUCGUGCCUGGCGGAGCAGGCGAAGAUUUUGGUCGAGGAGGGUGAGGAUAACAAUUUGGGCCUUAAGGCGAUGACUGAGCGGUUCGAGCGGUGGUACACGUGUAGUCUGUGCGAGCAAGAUUACCACGGCGUCGUGGCGUGUGCGCUCGGGUGGGCGUGCUGGAAAACGUACGUGGGCCAGCCGGAGGCGGACCGGUUUCGGCGCCUGGCGAUGUCGGGGCUUGGAAUCGUUCUGUCCGCUGCCGACCACCACGAUGACGCUUUGUCCGUGAAAGAGGCCGAGUUGUCUAUGAAGCGACGCCUUGGCGCAUCGGAACACAGCAUGCUCGCCGCGCGGAGCAAUCUUGCGGGCUCGUACCAAGCGCUUGGAAGGCACGAGCGGGCACUGCAGAUCCAACGAGAUGUAUACUCUGGGUACUUGAGGCUAGAGGGCGAAGAAUAUAGAAAUACCCACGUAGCAGCCAACAACUACGCGGUGACCCUUGCUCGUCUACAGCACCUCGAAGAAGCCCGGGCACUGUUCCGCAAAACGAUCCCCUCGACGCGACGCGUGCUCGGCGAGAAUGAUGGUCUUACGCUCGAGAUGACGGCGAAUUACGCGAAGACGCUCGGCGGCCGCGAGGCCGUGACGAUACUCGAGAAAUUGGCACCGACUGCGCGGCGCGUGCUCGGUGGUGCGCACCCGCUCGCAAUGAAUAUUGAGGAAACCCUGCGAUGCGCGCAAGCAGACCUCCGCGCCCGCGAAGAGUAA